AGAGGUGAGAGUAGUGAUCUGAUUGUGUUGAGAUGGAUUUGAAUUCGUUUUUGACAUCGUUAGGAACUUCAUUUGCGAUAUUCUUGGUUUUGGUGUUGCUUUACUCAUGGCUUUCGAGGGUGCCAGUGAACGCCGUCGUUUACUACCCCAAUCGGAUGAAGAAAGGGUCGGAUCAUUAUCCGAAUAAAGAUUAUGGAUCCACCAACUGCUGUACUUGGAAUCCCUUUGGUUGGAUCCGACAAGCUCUUCAUUCUACCGAACAGGACAUCAUCUCCAUGUCUGGGGUCGACACUGCUGUCUACUUCCUCUUCCUCACCACUAUUUUGAAAGUACUGUUUUUAUCUGGCUUAGUUCUGCUACCAGUUCUGUUACCGGUUGCUGAAACCGAUGAUCGAUUGGAGCGAAUAAAAGAUGAGAUAAAGGACGAUCUCCCUCUCGAUCUUCAAAAACUAUCCAUGGGAAAUGUCGAUGAAAAAAGUGCAAGAUUGUGGGCAUUUUUGAUAGGUGUGUACUGCGUCUCAUUUGUUAGUUAUUACCUGCUGUGGAAGGCAUACAAACAUGUUUCUGGUUUGAGAUCCAAGGCAUUGAUGUCAUCAGAAGUGAAGCCUGAACAAUAUGCAGUUCUUGUUAGAGACAUUCCUCCUCCUCAAGUCAAAGGAAAAUCUAGAAAACAACAGGUUGAUGAUUACUUUAAGGCCAUCUAUCCUCACACAUUUUACAAAUCAAUGGUGGCCACUGACAAUAGAGCGGUUAAUGUACUUUGGAAAAAGUUAGAAAAGCAUAGGAAGAAUCUUGCACAAGCUGAAGCAAUAUAUGAGGAGUCGAAAAGAAAAGGCAUUAAGUCAUCAUCACCUGAAGAAGGAGCAAAACCUACUCACAAAAUUGGCUUUCUUGGUCUAUGUGGGAGAAAAGUAGAUAGCAUUGAAUACUACACACAGAAAAUUAAUAACUUAGAACCCAAACUUGAAGAGGAACGAAAAAAAACCCUAAGAGAUAAGCAGUUAAAUGCUGCACUUGUUUUUUUCACAAGUAGAGUGGCUGCAGCUUCUGCGGCUCAAACUCUCCAUUCCCAACUGGUCGACCAAUGGACAGUGACCGAAGCUCCACAGCCAUGUCAACUACUAUGGCCCAAUCUUAGAAUGAAGUUCUUUGAGAGGCAUCUAAGGAAAUAUGUUGUCUACUUCAUUGUGGCUCUCACCAUUUUCUUCUACAUGAUUCCAAUAACGUUUAUAUCAGCAUUCACCACCUUGACGAACUUGAAGAAAUUUCUCAUAUUUUUGAACCCACUAUUGAAACUGAGCAUAGUAAGGACAGUGUUGGAAGCAUACUUACCACAGAUUGUGCUCAUUACCUUCUUAUCUGUUUUGCCUAUGUUGCUUUUGUUUCUGUCCAAGGCCGAGGGUAUUUCUUCUUUGAGCCAUGCACAGAGAGCUGCUGCAGGAAAGUUCUUCUACUUCACAGUGUUGAAUGUGUUCCUUGGUGUUACGCUUGGAGGAACUUUGUUCAGUACAUUCAAGGAAAUUCAGAAGAAUCCAAACUCCAUUGUUGAACUACUAGCUAGUAGUAUUCCGCAGAAUGCAGCCUUCUUUAUCUCCUACGUCGCUCUAAAGUUUUUCGUGGGGUAUGGGGUUGAACUUUCUCGAAUUGUUGCUCUGACUGCUUUCCAUAUAAAGAGAAAAUUAAUUUUCAAGACAGAAGCUGAGGAGAAAGAAGCUUGGCCUACAGGAGAUCUUGGAUAUCAUACUAAGGUUCCUGAAGACAUGCUUGUGGUGACUAUUGUUCUAUGCUAUUCUGUCAUUUCUCCAAUAAUUAUUGCAUUCGGGGUCGCACAUGUUGGCAUUGGAUGGCUUGUUGUACGAAAUCAGGCUCUGAAUGUAUAUGUGACACAAUAUGAAAGCUACGGACAGUUGUGGCCACACAUGGUAUUUCGCAUCCUAGCUGCAAUGAUAUUAUACCAAGUGACCAUGUUUGGUUACUUUGGAGUGAAGGAAUUUUACUAUACACCACUCCUACUCCCACUCCCAAUCCUUACCUUUCUCUUUGGCUUCAUUUGCCAGAAGAGGUUCCACCGUUCAUUCCACCACAUUGCUCUCGAAAUUACAGCCUCUGAACAAGUUGCUGACUUGGAACAAGUUUACAAAUCAUUCAUACCUCCAACCUUGAACUCUGACAAGAUUAAUAAUAAUCCUGAUCAUAUGUCAGUUUGAAGAUAUAUAUGCUUUUAAUUAUUUUCUACCUAGCUUGGACAGUGAUCUCAUUUGUUAAUUUGAUGUUUAUAUACUUGUGUAUCAAACAUGAUUUAAUUUUUUGAUUAUUUUUUCCCUGUGUUACAUGUUGAUCGAUUGCUGUGGUGAGGUUUGAUUUCUUAGAAAUAGAGAUUAUGAUCUGUUGAUUUUA
This is a messenger RNA of Humulus lupulus (European hop), 2397 nucleotides long. RefSeq names its product CSC1-like protein ERD4. Gene Ontology annotation, cellular component: plasma membrane. The record is from RefSeq and is a predicted model, not a curated record. Bases 33 to 2207 code for a protein of 724 amino acids. NCBI's taxonomy places the organism in Eukaryota, Viridiplantae, Streptophyta, Magnoliopsida, Rosales, Cannabaceae. Gene Ontology annotation, molecular function: calcium-activated cation channel activity. The transcript has 6 exons.